CGGGGCAGGAAAUUAAAUGUGUCGCGGGAUUAUUUUUCAAUGGAACCCUGCCUAAAAGCUCUAACAUGGAGAACAGAACAUUAGAAAUAAAUCUUAUCUCUGCCAGAGACCUCAAAGACGUCAACCACUUCUCCAAGAUGGACGUAUACGCCGCCGUCUGGCUCUCCGGCGACUCACAAAUCAAGCAAAAGGCCAAAACCAACGUGGACCGAAACAGUGGCACCAGCCCCUCGUGGAACAACUUCCCCAUGAGGUUCACCUUCGACGAGUCUGCCGCCAACCAAAACCGCCUGAUCCUCGUGUUCAAACUCCGCUGUGAGCGCAGCCUCGGCGGCGACAAAGACGUCGGUGAAGUGUACGUGCCCGUCAAAGAGCUUCUCGACUAUGUAGGAGACGGCAAGUCCAUGCAGUUCGUGAGUUACCGGGUGAGAAAACCCUCCGGAAAGCCCAAAGGCGCGCUAAACUUUUCAUACAGGUUUAGCCAGAAAGUGGCUUAUCCGGUCGAGCCUAGUGCGCCACCAUUUCAUGGGUCAUAUCCUCCUUCCCCUCUAGGAACACCCAUUCAGUUUGUAAAUUACCAGGCGAUCAGAAAACCCUCAGAAAAGCCAAAAGUCGUUAAUGGUGAGGCUCAUGAUCAACAGCCAGUCACUUCAUAUCCGGCUCAGCCUAGUGCACCGCCAUAUACUUUUCCUCCUCCAGUAGGAUAUGCAUAUGCUAACCCACUACCGCCGCCGCCGCCGCCAUCAUACCAGCAAUAUGGUGGGUACCCGGUACUUCCACCGGGAUACUGGUACCCGCCGGUGCCGGUGCAGGUGCAGCAACCACGGAAGAAGUCUGGGACGAGGUUGGGAGCUGGACUGGUAGGAGCGAUCGGAGCGGUAUUGAUGUUGAAGGUAGCCUUGCUGGCAUGCUGGCCGCUUUGACGCCGGAUCCGAUCAAGUGUAACUGUGUAAGGUGGUCAGUUUGCAAUUACUUUAUUUUCAUAAGGGAAAAAUGUAAAAUUAGUGCAACUAUUUAUUUCUUAUAAUCAAUUUUUGUCUAUUGAAUUAA
Messenger RNA from Alnus glutinosa, 1050 nucleotides. Its product is annotated as protein SRC2-like. The transcript has a single exon. Gene Ontology annotation, biological process: defense response. NCBI's taxonomy places the organism in Eukaryota, Viridiplantae, Streptophyta, Magnoliopsida, Fagales, Betulaceae. Bases 66 to 923 code for a protein of 285 amino acids. The record is from RefSeq and is a predicted model, not a curated record.